This is a messenger RNA of Diceros bicornis minor, 7404 nucleotides long. RefSeq names its product TRIO and F-actin binding protein (gene TRIOBP). Lineage: Eukaryota; Metazoa; Chordata; Mammalia; Perissodactyla; Rhinocerotidae. Gene Ontology annotation, cellular component: actin cytoskeleton. Gene Ontology annotation, molecular function: actin filament binding. Bases 120 to 6728 code for a protein of 2202 amino acids. The record is from RefSeq and is a predicted model, not a curated record. Gene Ontology annotation, biological process: positive regulation of substrate adhesion-dependent cell spreading; actin filament organization. The transcript has 22 exons.
GGGCAAGCUGGGGCUGGGGUCCAGGUUGGCUUCCAGCCAGUCACCUGGUCCUUGCCUCCCCCAUUCUUCCCAGGCCCUGCCACAGAUCGCAGGAGCUGCCCUGGCCUCACUCAGCCAAUAUGGAGGAGGUGGCUGGGAAAGCCCCCUGUGAACACUUUGAGGCCAAUGUGCUUGCCCAGAGCUGCUGUCAAAACUGCUUCCACCCUGAGGAGGCCCACAGAGCAAGGCACCAGGAGCCCGGGAGCCCUGUAAGUGCUGAGGUGCCCUACUGCGACCUGCCCCGCCGCCCACCUGCCUCUGAGGACCUGCUCAGUGCCUCGACCGUCGGCUGCCAGUCCGUGGUGGGCCCAGGCCUUGGGCCGGGGCCAGAGAGGUGCCCUGCGGGUCUCCCUGCAGGGGGCCCCACCGCCGCCCCCAAAAGCGGGAGCCGGGAGCCGGGGGCAGUGCCCUAUCUGGGGGGCCUGGCCUCCUCGCUGUGUGGAAGCUUCGACGAGGGCCCUGACUCUGGCACCAGCUCCAGCCCCGACUGCGGCGCCCCUGAUGACACCAGCAACCCGUCCUCCACGGACUGGGACCCUGUCGAGAGGCGGGAGGAGGCCCCCAGCAGGGACGAGCUCACCGUGAUGAUCCCGCGGAAGCCGCAGGAGGGGCCAAGAGCUGACAGUGCCCGACGGGUUCCCUUGGUCCUCACCCGGUCCCCUGUGGGAGGAGACGCUGCAGGCCAGAGAAAGGAGGACACUGGCGGUGGGAGCCGAAGCGCCGGACAGCACUGGGCGAAGCUCCGGGGAGAAAGCAGGUACUUCUCCGUGGAGCGGCACCAGUCAGCGCUAAACCAGGCCACCUCCGCGACACCACAGAGCGGACCUCGAAGUGCCACCUCCCAGGCUUCCUCUCUCCAUUGCUCUGCCCAAAAGGACGUUGCCCAGGCUGCUUCCACACCACCCGAUACCCCCCGAGCCUCCUCUCCCCCAAGAAUCACCCAACGGGACAACCCCAGAACCUCGUCCACCCAACGGGACACCCCCAGGAGCUCUUCUACACAGCGGAACACCGCCAGAGCGUCCUCUCCCUCAAGAGUCACCCAGCGGGACAACCCUAGAACCUCGUCCACCCAACGAAACGAUCCUCGAGUUUCCUCUCCCCCCAGAGCAACCGAACAAGACAACUCCAGAAUCUCUUCUACCCAACAAGACAAACCUCAAACUUCUUUUCCUACGUGUACUCCCCAACAGGACAACCCCAGAGCCUCCUCUCCCAACCGAGCCACCCCAUGGGAAAACUCCAGAACACCCUGUGCCCAGCGGGACAACCCCAGAGCUUCCUCUCCCAACCGAGCCACCCCAUGGGAAAACUCCAGAACAUCCUGUGCCCAACGGGACAACCCCAGAGCCUCCUCUCCCAACCGAGCCACCCAACGGGAAAACUCCAGAACAUCCUGUGCCCAACGGGACAACCCCAGAGCCUCCUCUCCCAACCGAGCCACCCAACGGGAAAACUCCAGAACAUCCUGUGCCCAACGGGACAACCCCAGAGCCUCCUCUGCCAACCGAGCCACCCAACGGGAAAACUCCAGAACAUCCUGUGCCCAACGGGACAACCCCAGAGCCUCCUCUCCCAACCGAGCCACCCAACGGGAAAACUCCAGAACAUCCUGUGCCCAACGGGACAACCCCAGAGCCUCCUCUGCCAACCGAGCCACCCAACGGGAAAACUCCAGAACAUCCUGUGCCCAACGGGACAACCCCAGAGCCUCCUCUCCCAACCGAGCCACCCAACGGGAAAACUCCAGAACAUCCUGUGCCCAACGGGACAACCCCAGAGCCUCCUCUCCCAACCGAGCCACCCAAUGGGAAAACUCCAGAACAUCCUGUGCCCAACGGAACAAUCCCAGAGCCUCCUCUCCCAACCGAGCCACCCGGCGGGACAGCCCCAGAGCCUCCUCUCCCAACCAAGCCACCCAACAAGAAAAAUCCAGAACAUCUUGUGCCCAACAGGACAACCCCAGAGCCUCCUCUCCCAACCGAGCCACCCAGUGGGACAAGCCCAGAACUCCUUGUAUUCAACAGAACACCUCUAGAACCUCUUCUACCCAACGGGCUAACCCUAAAACCUCUCGUACCCAAUGGGAUAACCUCAGAACCUCUUUUACCCAGCGGGACAACCUGCAAUCCUCUUCCUUUCGGCGGGACGACCCUGGAAGCUCCUUCCCUCGGUGCUGCACCCCAAAGGACAAUCCUGGACUGUCCCCUCCCCAUCGCCCCGCUCAACGGCACAACCCCAGGAAUUCUUCACCCCACCGGACUAACAAGGACAUCCCCUGGGCCUCCUUUCCCCUCCGGCCAACCCCGAGUGAUGGCCCCCGAACCUCUUCCCCAUCUCGCUCCAAGCGAAGUGAGGCUCCCUGGGCAUCCAUUGCCCUCCGGCCAACCCAAGGUGACAGGCCUCAGACCUCAUCUCCCCCCAGACCAGCCCAGCGGGACCCACCCCAGUCCUCCUCUGGUCCUACCCAGCACAACUUCCCAUCCCAGGCCACUGCUCCCUCCCAUGGCCCGGGCCACCGCAGUGCCUCCCGGACUUCCUCGCCUCUGCACCCCACUACCUGUGGGGCACCCCAGACCUCUUCUGAGCCCUCCCAGCCUCCAUGUGCUGUGUGCAUUGGGCACCGGGAUGCCCCUCGAGCCUCUUCACCUCCUCGCUAUUUGCAACAUGACCCGUUCCCCUUCUUCCCAGAACCCCAUGCAUCUGAGAGUGAGUCGCCCCACUACGACCCACCCUGUGUGCCCCCAGCCGUGUGCAUUGGACACCGGGAUGCCCCCUGGGCUUCCUCACCCCCCCGCCACACCCAGUUCAACCCCUUCCCCUUCCUCCCAGACACUUCAGAUGCUGAGAUCCAGUCCCCCCAGCAUGACCCUCCUCAGUUCCCCCCACCUGUGUGUAUCGGGUACCGCGAUGCACCCCGGGCCUCGUCCCCACCACGCCAGGCCCCAGAGCCCUCCCUCUUGUUCCAGGAUCUGCCCAGGGCCAGCACCGAGAGCCUUGUCCCCUCCACUGACUCUCUGCAUGAAGCCCCCAACAUCCCCACCCCUGUGUGCAUAGGGCACCGGGAUGCCCCCUCCUUCUCGUCCCCACCACGCCAGGCCCCCGAGCCUUCCCUCUUCUUCCAGGACCCCCCUGGGACUAGUAUGGAGAGCCUGGCCCCUUCCGCUGACUCUCUGCAUGGCUCCCCAGUGCUGCCCCCACAAGUGUGCAUCGGGCACCGAGAUGCACCUCGAGCAUCCUCCCCACCCCGCCACCCACCCAGCGACCUGGCACUCCUGACACCCUCACCUCGGCCAGGCAGCUCUGGGGGCUCCUGGGGCUCAGCGCCCCCUGGGGAGACCAGGCACAACUUGGAGAGGGAGGAGUACACCGUGCUGGCCGACCUGCCCCCGCCCAGGAGGCUGGCCCAGAGGGAUCCAGGGCCCCAGUGCAGCAACGGGGGCCGCACCCGCAGCCCUGGCCGCGCAGAGGUGGAGCGCCUCUUCGGGCAAGAGCACAGGAAGUCCGAGGCACCAGGGGCCUUCCAGGCCCGGCACGAGGGGCGGUCGCAGCGGCCCGACCAAGGUCAGAGCCAACUUCUCCGAAGACAGUCCAGCCCUGCCCUCAGCAGGGAGGUAACCAAGCCCCUUGCGAACCAGGCAGAACCAGCCCGGCGGAGCCGAGCAGAGCUCCCUCAUCCCAGGAGCCCCAAGAGGCGGCCUGAGGGGGACCGGCGGCUCCAGGGGUCCUCGCUGCCCCCAAGGACAUCAGCCAGGACCCCUGAGAGGGAGCGGCACACAGAGAGACCUCUGGAGAGUGGCUGGGCAGGCCAAAGACAGCCUCUGGUGGGGUGGCAGAGUCAGGAGGGGCUGCCAGGACCCCGGGGCCCUCACAGACACCUGGAGACAGGCUGGAGCAGCCAGGAGGACCUAGGCCUGGGGGGUUGGCAAGGACCUGGGGAUCCCAGCUGGGGAGCUGCCAGAGCCCCUGAGGGAACAAGGAGGGGCCCUCCCAGGGAGUCUGAGGAGAGCUGGGGGCAGCUGGGUGGCCCCACCUGCCACAGGCGGCAAUCAGAGGCCUGGGAGGAGCCCCCCGACAAGCCAGCUCAGAGGGGCUGGGGCAUUCUGCAGGAGCUGUCCAGUGCCCACCAGCCUUUGAGCCCCCCAGAGAACUCCAGGGUGGGCCAAGCAGAGUUCUCAAAAUCCCAGCGGCCUGAGACACCCACCGCCACGGGCUGGGGGGCCGAGGGAGCAUGCCCACACCUGCACGGCCCUGAGAGGCCGCCUGCGCUUGACUGGAGGGACCUGGCGGGCCUUCUCAGGGCGCCCAGAGAGGAGGCCUGGGCCCAUACGGAGGAGCCCACGCUCACUUCCCAUCUGCCAAAGCUGGAUUGGGAAGGCCUCCUGGAGCUCCUGCAGGCCCAGCUGUCCCGAAAGGACCCAGCUGGACACUGGGGUGGCCUGGUCACAGCUUUGGGGCCAGAGCUGGGUUCCCCGGGCACAAAGGGUGCCCUGGAGCGAGAGCAACACAGCCAACCUGAAGGCUGGGCCGAGGCCACCCUAGUCAAUGGACACAGCCCUGGGCGGUGGCCUCAGAGUCUGCCCCAGCCGCCUGGCCCUGCCUGCACCUCCACCCAGUGGCCAAAGACCAAAGUGACGAGUGGACCAGAGACCUCGACUACAGCUGGUCUGGAGGAGACGGGCCAGCCGGCGAGCAGGAGCCCUGCAGAGGGCCCCAGCUUGCCGCCGUGGGAGUUCCAAUCAGAGGAGCCUGAAGAGUCAGAACCAAGCAGAGGGCAAGACUCACUGACUGACAAGAAGCAGGCAGACUCGGCAGACAAGAGGCCAGCGGAGGGCAAGGCGGGGAGCCCACUCAAGGGCCGACUGGUGACCUCAUGGAGGAUGCCCGGGGACCGUCCCACGCUGUUCAAUCCGUUCCUGCUGUCUCUGGGGGUCCUCAGGUGGCAAAGGCCCGACUUGCUCAACUUCAAGAAAGGAUGGAUGUCAAUCCUGGACGAGCCGGGAGAGUGGAAGAAGCACUGGUUCGUGCUGACCGAUUCAAGCCUCAAGUACUACAGGGACUCCACUGCUGAGGAGGCAGACGAGCUGGAUGGCGAGAUCGACUUGCGCUCCUGCACGGACGUCACUGAGUAUGCGGUGCAGCGCAACUAUGGCUUCCAGAUCCACACUAAGGACGCUGUCUAUACGUUGUCGGCCAUGACCUCGGGCAUCCGGAGGAACUGGAUCGAGGCUCUGAGGAAGACUGUGCGCCCAACCUCAGCCCCGGAUGUUACCAAGCUCUCCGACUGCAAUAAGGAAAACACGCUGCACAGCUACGGCACCCAGAAGGGCUCCCUGAAGGCGGGGGAGCAGCGCGUGGGCUCUGAGCUCAUCGGCCGGGGCGGUGGCCCGCGGAAGGCGGACGGGCAGCGGCAGUCGCUGGACUAUGUGGAGCUCUCCCCGCUGACUCAGGGCUCCCCACAGCGGGCCCGCACCCCAGCCCGCACCCUUGACCGCCCGGCCAAGCAGGAAGAGCUGGAGCGGGACUUGGCCCAGCGCUCUGAGGAGCGGCGCAAGUGGUUCGAGGCCACGGAGAGCAGGGCCACAGAGACACCGGCUGGCGAGGGGCCACGCCGGGGUCUGGGCGCCCCCCUGACUGAGGACCAGCAGAGCCGGCUCAGUGAGGAGAUAGAGAAGAAGUGGCAGGAGCUGGAGAAGCUGCCCCUGCGGGAGAACAAGCGGGUGCCCCUCACCGCCCUGCUCAACCAGAGCCGUGGGGAGCGCCGGGGACCCCCGAGCGACAGCCACGAGGUGCUGGAGAAGGAGGUCCAGUCUCUUCGUGCCCAGCUGGAGGCGUGGCGUCUCCAAGGGGAGGCCCCUCAGGGUGCACCCAGAUCCCAGGAGGAUGGCCACGUCCCCCCAGGCUACAUCUCACAGGAGGCGUGCGAGCGCAGCCUGGCCGAAAUGGAGUCCUCACACCAGCAGGUGAUGGAGGAGCUGCAGCGGCACCACGAGCGGGAGCUGCAGCGGCUGCAGCAGGAGAAGGAGUGGCUCCUGGCCGAGGAGACGGCCGCCACGGCCUCGGCCAUUGAAGCCAUGAAGAAGGCCUACCAGGAGGAGCUGAGCCGGGAGCUGAGCAAGACACGGAGUCUCCAGCAGGGCCCGGAUGGCCUCCGGAAGCAGCACCAGUCAGACGUGGAGGCGCUGAAGCGGGAGCUGCAGGUGCUGUCAGAGCAGUACUCGCAGAAGUGCCUGGAGAUCGGGGCGCUGACGCGGCAGGCCGAGGAGCGUGAGCACACGCUGAGGCGCUGCCAGCAGGAGGGCCAGGAGCUGCUGCGCCACAACCAGGAGCUGCAUGCCCGCCUGUCAGAGGAGAUCGACCGGCUGCGCGGCUUCAUUGCCUCGCAGGGCACGGGCAGCGGCUGCGGGCGCAGCAGCGAGAGGAGCUCCUGUGAGCUGGAGGUGCUGCUGCGAGUGAAGGAGAACGAACUCCAGUACCUGAAGAAGGAGGUGCAGUGCCUCCGGGAUGAGCUCCAGAUGAUGCAGAAGGACAAGCGCUUCACCUCGGGAAAGUACCAGGACGUGUACGUGGAGCUGAACCACAUCAAGACGCGGUCGGAGCGGGAGAUCGAGCAGCUGAAGGAGCACCUGCGCCUCGCCAUGGCUGCCCUGCAGGAGAAGGAGGCCGUGCGCAACAGCCUGGCCGAGUAGAGGUCCUCGUGGUCCAGCCCCGCUGCAGACCCCCGGCCCAAGGGGACCAGUCACCCUCCUUCCCUACUGGAUGGACGUCAGAAGCCAAGCUUUCUCCCCGCCCUCUGUGGGCCGCACGUACACACAGACACAGGCACACACACGCACAGGCACACACACGCACAGACACACACACACACUCUGCGUAUCUGAGCGUGCCCCUCGCACUGGGUCUUAUCUUGCACCUUCUUCAGGAUUUUAUAUGUGAAGAGAUUUUUAUAUAGAAUUUUUUCCUUUUUUUCCCAAAACACUUUAUACCUUUUAAAAAGCAGUUCCUGUGGCCGUGUGCCUCCCACACUGGUUCCCCUGUCUCUAGCCGCCUGCUUGGGCUUCUGGCUGUGGCCCUGCCCGGGGUCUGGUGGAGGCCCAGCAGCGGCCAGAGCAGGGUUGACUGCUGGGAGAGGCAGGGAGCCAGCACCCUCUUCCUACCCUACCUCCCACUAACUACUUCCUGCCCCGGGGGCUCCACACCCUGGGACUCUGGACGGAGGGACCGAUGGACAGAGGGAGCCGGCAGCUGUCCCCGUGGCCCCACCUCCUCGUCUGGGGGUGCUGGGCGUGGAACGCUGGAGCAGCCCCAUGAUGGUGUUUUUCCUGCUCCGUGAGCCUUCCUAACUUAAUAAAAUGUUCCAGCAGC